This is a messenger RNA of Rana temporaria (common frog), 5473 nucleotides long. RefSeq names its product collagen type XXII alpha 1 chain (gene COL22A1). The record is from RefSeq and is a predicted model, not a curated record. NCBI's taxonomy places the organism in Eukaryota, Metazoa, Chordata, Amphibia, Anura, Ranidae. The transcript is spliced from 64 exons. Bases 360 to 5198 code for a protein of 1612 amino acids.
CUUGUGUCUCCCAGCUCAGAUGCAGCUCCCCUCCCUGCAGUGCAGGAACAGCUCUGUGUCCCCCCUUCCCUAUCAUUGUCCUGGCUGCAGCCUCCAGCCCGCUCUGGAAUGUCAUGGAUGUCCUCUAGCCGCACUGCCCACCUCAUCCCUGGCUGCUGCCCCUUGGCAUGAAGUCUCAUCAUCAACUCUUCUAAUUCAGAUCUCAGUCCUAGAGGUGUCCUCCUCUCUCUGUGCAUCCUUCCUGGCUUUGUCCUGACACUUCCACACCGGUGUCCUUGUACGUCUGGCACCUUUUUUUUGGGAUUGGGUGAAUAUUUAAAUGAUCUCAUCGCCCGGCACAUCUGGACAGGACAGGAAGAAUGUGGAAGGGCCAAGGAUAUCAAAUCACUUCUUUAGUGCUGCUGAUGCUGGUCCUGGUGUUCGGAGGUGGACACGCUGAAGCACAAAGAGCAGGCUGUAAGAAUGUCAAUUACGACUUGAUCUUCCUCUUGGACACAUCUUCAAGUGUGGGCAAAGAGGACUUUGAGAAGGUUCGUCAGUGGGUCUCUAACCUGGUGGACACUUUCGAGAUUGAGCAGGACAAGACUCGGGUCGGAGUAGUACGGUACAGCGGUAAACCCUACACAGAGUUCGACCUGGGGAGGUUUCAGACUCGCGAGGACGUAAAAGAGGCCGCUAGGAAUAUUAAAUACUAUGGAGGAAACACAAACACUGGAGAUGCUUUGAGAUACAUCACAACAUACAGCUUUUCGGAGGAGGCAGGCGGGCGGCCCAGAGAGCGGGCCAUUAAAAAGGUGGCCAUUUUGCUAACGGAUGGCAGAAGCCAAGACCUGGUGCUGGAACCUGCCACGGCAGCGCAUAAGGCUGGGACUAGGAUUUUUGCUGUAGGUGUUGGGGAAGCGCUCAAGGAAGAACUUGUGGAGAUAGCUUCGGAACCCAAGUCAGUCCAUGUUUUUCAUGUCUCUGAUUAUAAUGCCAUUGAUAAAAUCAGAGGGAUUUUGAGAAGAAGACUGUGUGAAAAUGUCCUCUGUCCAAACGUCAGAGUCGAGGGUGAGCGUUUUAAACACAAGAAUGGAGAAAAAGACGAAAUUCCAGGUUUUGACCUAAUGGAACUCUUUAACGUCAAAGAAGUAUUUGGUGAAAAAGAUGGCGGAGUACAGAGCUCCUAUGUACGCCUUGGAACCUACCCCAUCGUCCAGAAGACCGAAGAUGUCUUUCCACAAGGUCUGCCAGAUGAAUACGCCUUUGUCACCACGUUCAGGUUCAGAAAGGCCUCCAGACGGGAGGACUGGUACAUCUGGCAAAUCAUCGACAAAUACGGAAUACCGCAGGUCUCACUGAGGGUGGACGGAGAGAACAAGGCUUUGGAGUACAGUUCAGUGGGCGUCACAAAGGACGCGGUGAAAGCGAACUUUCGAGGAACCCAAGUGAGCGAGCUGUUCGACCGUAACUGGCACAAGAUUGCCAUCAGCGUGCAGGCAAAGACCGUCACCUUGUACAUCGACUGCAAGCUGGUUUUGACUUUGCCCAUCGAAGAACGUGAGAACAUUGACAUCCAGGGGAAGACGGUGAUCGGAAAACGUCUCUAUGACAGCGUUCCUGUAGAUUUUGACCUCCAACGUAUCGUCAUCUACUGUGACUCAAGGCAUGCCGAACUGGAGACCUGCUGCGAUAUCCCUAAUGGACCUUGUGCGGUGACUGUAGGCACAGAGCCCUCACCCAUCAUACCCACACCAACACCAACACCAGUGGAGCAAAGGGGAAUUGAAAACAGCACCAUCAACUGCUCCCACUGCCCAUUCGGGGAGAAGGGUGAAAUUGGUCUUCCUGGUCCUUUGGGCCCCAAGGGAGAAAUCGGAAGUCCGGGGCCUGUCGGACCUCCAGGUCUGAAAGGAGAGAAAGGAGAGUCUGGAGAAGAAGGCAAAGCGGGCAUCCCUGGACUAAGAGGCGAGAAAGGCGAAAAGGGAUCGUUAGGGCCCCCUGGAACAGCUGGAAGACUUGGAACCAAAGGAGAACGGGGCGACAGAGGUGAAAUCGGGGAGAUCGGAGUCGCAGGACCUCCGGGACCGCGGGGACCGGAGGGACCCAGAGGACCACCAGGAGCUCUGGGACCAGUGGGCGCCCCUGGUUUGCAAGGAGAACGAGGAGAAAGAGGCAGCAGAGGAGAGAAGGGUGAAAGAGGCUUGGAUGGGUUCCCUGGGAAGCCAGGAUCUGAAGGUAAAGAGGGUCCUAGGGGCGACAUUGGUUUACCGGGUCUAAAAGGACUUAAAGGAGAUCAUGGUAAUAAAGGAGAAGCAGGCCCUCCCGGAAUACCUGGCAAUGUUAUACAGAAGGAAGGACUGAAAGGAGAACAAGGCGCUCCUGGGCCGCGAGGACCUCAGGGGCCUCUGGGACCACCUGGACCGUCUGGACCAGAAGGCUCCAAGGGGAGUGCCGGUCUCCCAGGACUUGAAGGACAGCGGGGAGAAAAAGGAGAGGGUGGUCUGCCUGGAGUGGACGGGGAACCGGGUGUUGCGGGUCCUCCUGGGCCAGUUGGCAUUGGUGGACCACCGGGUGAAACGGGUCUCCAGGGGUUGCCUGGUGAAAUUGGCUUUCCUGGCAAGCCUGGCAAAAUUGGACCUGUGGGAUCUACUGGUAAAGACGGGACAGAUGGUGUAGAUGGGAAACCGGGACAAAAGGGUGAACAGGGUGAACGUGGCUUGGAUGGAAUUCCUGGACAAGUUGGCCCUAAGGGCCAACAUGGUGAGCAGGGACUCCCCGGUACCCAUGGGCGGAAGGGAGACAUUGGCCCUCCAGGAUUGGCUGGAGCAGCUGGCUUGAAAGGCGAAAAGGGAGACCUGGGUGAAAAAGGAAAUAUUGGAUCUUCAGGGCUGAAAGGUGAAAGAGGAGAUAAGGGUGUUGCCGGUCCACCUGGUUUACCAGGAACAGCGGGAACGGCAGAAACGGUAGUCGGUGAGCCUGGAAUUCCGGGUCUUCCAGGAGAAAAAGGAGAGAAAGGAGAACAAGGAAAUGAGGGCGAUACAGGACCCAAAGGGCCUCCGGGAGACCUAGGACCUAUCGGGCCUGUAGGACCACAGGGCCCUAAAGGAUUGGAUGGGAAUAAAGGAGAGCGCGGACCAAAGGGAGAUACUGGUCCAGUUGGCCCCGCCGGACAACCUGGAGCCCGAGGGUUACCAGGAAAUGUGGGAAGUCCAGGAGAUGCCGGUCUAGCAGGAAAAGAUGGACAGAAUGGUGCAAAGGGUGAGGCGGGCCGAGACGGAAAAGUCGGACCUCCGGGCCCUCAGGGGCAAGCCGGACUUGCUGGUUUGCCGGGAUUACCAGGAAAAGGCAAAGAUGGUGAACGGGGUGAACGAGGAUUUCCUGGGCCCCAUGGACAAUCUGGUUCGAAAGGGGAUCGAGGAUCUCCAGGUCUCCCUGGCCAACCUGGAGCCCGCGGACCUCCAGGAAUAGGCAUUGAUGGCAUUCCGGGCCUGACUGGACCUUCCGGAGAAAAGGGGGAACAGGGUACUAGAGGUCUUUCUGGUCCACCAGGCCCUCAAGGUCCACCAGGACAAGAUGGCUUCCCAGGAACCCCAGGAGAGUCGGGGCCUCCAGGUGAACCGGGUCCGGCUUCCAUCUUCUCCCCAGGAGACGUGCAACAUCUUCUCAAGGAUGCUUGCAAAGACUGUCCACAAGGCCCCCCAGGGCUCCCAGGAAUACCAGGAUUUAAAGGGGAUAACGGACUCCGUGGACCACCGGGAAGAGACGGCAUUGAUGGCAAAAAGGGUGAACCUGGUAUUGUGGGCCCUCCCGGUCCAACUGGCCUAGAUGGUAUGAAGGGGAGCAGAGGAGAUCGAGGGCCAGAUGGAGAAGCUGGACCAAAAGGUGAACAGGGUAAUCCUGGAAUGCCGGGUUUCACCGGAUCUCCGGGUAAUCCUGGACCGCCUGGACCUGAUGGCCUUCCUGGACCCAUUGGACCUCCUGGCCCCUCUGGAGAGACUGGUAAAGAGGGCCCUCCUGGACCCAAAGGACCUCCUGGAUUACCCGGACUGCUGGGCAUCGCUGGAAAGGACGGAAAGGACGGCAAGCCAGGCUCGCCUGGGGAAGCAGGAAAGCCAGGAGAACCAGGCCCUCUGGGACGAGAGGGGACACGAGGACCUCCGGGUUUCAAGGGCCACAGAGGUGAUACUGGUCUUCCUGGGUCCAGGGGGGAGCCCGGUACACCAGGACCUCCAGGGCGGGAAGGAGGAUCAGGAAAGGAUGGAGACCCUGGACCACCUGGACACCAGGGGCCGAGAGGAAUCCGCGGACCGUCUGGUAAGAAUGGAGUAUCUGGCCCUCCAGGGAGCCAAGGACCUCCGGGCUUGAUGGGCCCCAAGGGAAGCAAAGGUGACACAGGCACUGCUGGAAUCCCAGGAUUUCAAGGACCUAAAGGACCACCUGGAGCACCUGGAGAGAGUGGUCCACCUGGUAAAGAGGGUUCUGUUGGCAAAUCAGGUGAUCCAGGACCAAAGGGAGAGAGGGGAGAUUCAGGUAACAAAGGAGAUAAAGGCAUGCAGGGAGAGAAAGGUCCACCAGGAGAACCUGGAAAACCGGGACACAAAGGUCACACUGGAAUCAUGGGCCCAGCUGGCCCACAAGGGGAGAGAGGAGUAUCAGGCUCACCCGGGUCACCAGGUGUUCCAGGACAGACUGGGCCAAGGGGGGAUCCUCCUUCAACGGAAACACUAAGAAGACUUAUUCAGGAGGAGCUGGGAAAACAACUUGAUGCAAAAUUAGCCUACCUCAUGGCUCAGAUGCAGCCAGCACCUAUCAAAUCGUCUCAGGGCAGGCCGGGACCUCCAGGACCUCCUGGGAAGGAUGGAAACGACGGCAGGUCGGGGCCACACGGAGAACCAGGAAUACCAGGACCUAUGGGACCUGAAGGGCCUGCAGGACCACAGGGUCCAAAAGGUGAAAGGGGCGCUAAGGGUGAGAGAGGAGAAUUCGGAGUCGGACAGAGAGGUGAAAUAGGACCUCCAGGAAUUCCAGGUAUUCCCGGAGAACCCGGCUACGCCAAAGAUGGAAUCCCAGGUAUCCCAGGUCCUCAAGGUGAACCAGGGAUGCCAGGACUUUCUGGACCUCCAGGCCCUUCAGGCCCCAAUGGACAGUGUGACCCAUCACAAUGCGCAUACUAUGCUAGCCUGGGAUCCAGACCUGGUAAUGUCAAAGGGCGGUGAGACCAAUGGAGACUCAUGAACACUUGAGACUGAAACUUGAAUUUUUUGCUGUUAAAAAAGAAAAAAAAAGUGACGCGUCCAAAAUGAAGGGUCCUGACAGGCAUCACCGAAUCCGAGGAAGCUCCGCCUAAGGCGAAACAAUUCAGUUUCAAGGCAUACGUUUUUUUGUUUUUUUUUGUAAUGGUUGAAACCAACAGUAACUGCUGGUCGGUCAUGGCUUUUUGUGUUUUCACAUAAUGCGUGUCACAUAUUUUUUGUAAAGGAAAAAAAAAAAA